This is a messenger RNA of Bicyclus anynana (squinting bush brown), 1286 nucleotides long. Its product is annotated as putative odorant receptor 85d. Gene Ontology annotation, cellular component: plasma membrane. The record is from RefSeq and is a predicted model, not a curated record. Gene Ontology annotation, molecular function: olfactory receptor activity; odorant binding. The transcript is spliced from 9 exons. Gene Ontology annotation, biological process: sensory perception of smell; detection of chemical stimulus involved in sensory perception of smell. Lineage: Eukaryota; Metazoa; Arthropoda; Insecta; Lepidoptera; Nymphalidae. Bases 1 to 1206 code for a protein of 401 amino acids.
AUGGAAGAGUCCACAAGGAAGGCGGCCAAGCACGAAAUUGAGGAAUCUUUAAAAAUAGUCCUAUUCAGCAUGCAGCGUUUGGGUUUCUCGUUCGAUAAACCUAAGAGCGCUUCGUCUUAUUUCCUCCAAAAAUUCAUUUUAGUCGUAUCCGUUUGCGGCAUAUGCCUUCAUGUGUUAUCUGAACUUGCUUACAUAUUCUUCACGGUUGCAAACUCACCGAGCAUUGAGAACGUCGUACCGCUGUUUCAUAUUUUUGGUUACGGAGUUUUGAGUGUCUCAAAAAUGUUUGCAUUCUGGUAUAAAAAGUCUGUGUUCGGAAAAUUGAUAGAAGAACUGGCUGGCAUAUGGCCUAUGCCUCCUCUUAGUCAAGAUACUGAAGAGUUCAAGACAAAAAGUUUAUCCUCUUUACGGAUUAGUCAUCGCUGGUAUUUUGGAGUGAACAUUAUGGGGGUAUGGUUUUACAACUUGACGCCUAUAUUUACGUAUUGCUACAGUAUUUGGCAAGGACAUGAGGCGGAAAUCGGAUUCGUGUGGGGCUCUUGGUACCCCUUCGACAAGCAUCAGCCUGUUGCUCAUGUUGCGUGUUAUUUGUUUGAAAUGUAUGCAGGUGUAACUUGUGUCUGGAUAAUGGUUUCGUCAGACUUGCUUUUCUCAGGAAUGGCAAGCCAUAUUGCUCUGUUGUUGAGGAUCUUGCAGUGGCGUUUGGAGUCACUGGCAUCUGUGGACAAAUCCGAUGAUGAAUAUUAUGAAGAGAUUCGUUCUAACAUCAAAUUGCAUCAACGACUUAUAAGUUACUGCAAUAGCUUGGAAGAAGCAUUCUCUGUUGUUAAUCUUAUUAACAUUGUGAUGAGCUCUAUAAACAUUUGCUGUGUUGCCUUUGUAAUAGUGUUGCUGGAGCCAUUAGUGGCAAUAAGCAAUAAAUUAUUUUUGGCAUCGAUAUUGAUUCAAGUCGGGGCCAUGUGUUGGUAUGCUGAUGACAUUCUUCACGCUAACGAAAACAUAUCGUCAGCUGUGUACAAUAGUGGGUGGUAUAAGACAAGCCCACGUUGCCGACGUUCUCUUCUUUUUAUCAUUCUGAGAUCUCAAAAACCUAUCGCAUUCACUGCUAUGAAAUUUACAAACAUCUCGCUUGUAACAUACUCUUCAAUAUUGACGAGAUCAUAUUCAUAUUUUGCUCUACUCUACACUAUGUACAGCGAAGAAUAAAUAAAAAAAUAUCACGCACUCGCACUCCUGCUUAGGUAAUAAUCCAGUGGCGUGCACUUCAUACGUGCAUUAAAGUACUG